This is a messenger RNA of Acanthosepion pharaonis, 654 nucleotides long. The record is from the annotation of a GenBank genome assembly. Lineage: Eukaryota; Metazoa; Mollusca; Cephalopoda; Sepiida; Sepiidae.
AUGUCUACACACUCGUUCACACACAUGCGUCUCUUUCUCUCUCCCUCCUCUCUCUCUCCCCCCCUCUCUCUCUCUCUCUGUCUCUCUCUCUUUUCUACUUCCGGUGUAUGGAAAAACAACGUGAUAUUUCUUAAUUUCUACAAAAUUCUUUGGAUCAAAUUCGAGAUGAAAGAACCCGUGAAAUGUGAAAUAUGCUCUGUGGAAGUCAGCAAAUACAAAUGUCCAAAAUGUCUGAUUAAAUAUUGCUCAGUGGCAUGUUACAAAACACAUUCUUCAAAUCCAGAAUCCUGCAAAUUACGAAGAAAAGAUUCUUCAGAUGUUAAACCAACAAAAACUGAUGAAAAUCCAGCUGAAAAUGAAAAUAAUUUAGAAGAAAGUGAAAUGACAGAUGACCAGGUGUUGUCAAGUCAGCUUCAGAAAUUAGAAUCAUCCAGUGAGUUAAAGGACCUUUUGACAAACAGACAUUUACGUGACAUGUUGGUUCAGGUAAACAGCUCAAAUCAAAUCAGCAGAGACAUUGAGCAAGCCAUGCAGGAGCCGAUAUUUUGUGAAUUUGCUUCACAAUGUUUGGAAAUUGUGAAAAAUGGAGAAAAUGCUAACAAUGCACCGAAUUUGCAGUUGCCUGAAUUAAAUGAAAUGGAAUUACCAAUUUAG